Eufriesea mexicana is the source of this 4850-nucleotide messenger RNA. It is a transcript of the gene GckIII, whose product is annotated as Germinal centre kinase III. The transcript is spliced from 10 exons. The record is from RefSeq and is a predicted model, not a curated record. Gene Ontology annotation, molecular function: ATP binding; protein serine/threonine kinase activity. Bases 851 to 2614 code for a protein of 587 amino acids. Gene Ontology annotation, biological process: protein phosphorylation. NCBI's taxonomy places the organism in Eukaryota, Metazoa, Arthropoda, Insecta, Hymenoptera, Apidae. Gene Ontology annotation, cellular component: cytoplasm.
GAGAUAGUAUCGUGAUGAUAAUCGGGUGAAAAAGUUGCCCAAUGAAAUAAGGAUCGAGCGUGAAAACUGGUUGUAUGGCAUGUGUUCCGAAAAACCGCGGUCUUCGUUGGCAAUGGCACCCGUUCACAGCUGUGUCGGCGGCGCGCGCAUCUCAUUCGACUCGUUCCGCGACAGCAGAAAUCAAGAUGGCGCUCCUCUGUUUGCGGAUAGUUCUGCGACGGAUAUAAAUACGUGAAAAAAACAGUGCGAGAAACGGUUAGAGAAUAUCGAGUAGAGUGUGACGAUUGGUAUACGCGUAUGAUAUUGUGACAGUCCAUUGGUAACGCGUCGCGAUAAUUGUAAAGCACGGUAGCCGGGUAAGCCGCUGCGGUAUUUCGAACAUCGGCGAAGGUGAUGUCGGUGCCCACCUGAGGAAUGCCAGAUUAUCCUCGCUACGGCAACUCGCUCGGCAGGGGGAUGCUAAUCGCGUGACGGAUCGCGUGCAAGUUGAUCGAAAGUGUUUCGUAGGUGGUCCCCCGGAAAGGUGUACGGUCGUGUUUGUUCCGUGACGUAUGUGUGUCGCGGAGGGCUGUAAGACAGGUCGGUCGCGAGUGUCGUCGUCGUCGUCACCGUCGUCGCCGUCGUCGCUAUCGUCGUCGUGGUCGGCUUCGUGUUCGUGUUUAGUGUGCCGCGAGUGGCGUUUUUCGCGGCUUCGAUGUGCUCUCGUCCUCCCCUGGAUUUCUGGACAGGCGAGAUCAGCUGCUGCUGGAACAACUAGUCCGGCAGCUUCGGCAGACGAUCCUCUUCUACAGGAGCGGUGGGGCAAGGAGGUGCCGGAAGCAGCCGCGAGUCCGGAAGCAUAACGAAGAAGAUGGCCUUCAACGAGAAGGUGGACCCCGAGCUGAUAUUCACGAAACAAGAACGAAUCGGGAAGGGUAGUUUCGGCGAGGUGUUCAAAGGCAUCGACAAUAGGUCUCAGCAGGUUGUCGCCAUCAAGAUCAUCGAUCUCGAGGAGGCGGAGGAUGAAAUCGAGGAUAUCCAGCAGGAGAUCAUGGUGCUGUCUCAGUGCGACAGCCCGUACGUCACCAAGUAUUACGGGUCCUAUCUCAAGGGAACGAAACUAUGGAUUAUCAUGGAGUACUUGGGUGGCGGCUCAGCCCUGGACUUGAUGAAGGCCGGUAACUUCGAGGAAAUGCACAUCGCGGUGAUAUUGCGCGAGGUGCUGAAAGGGCUGGAUUAUCUUCACAGCGAACGGAAGCUUCAUCGCGAUAUUAAAGCCGCAAACGUUUUAUUGAGCGAAAUGGGCGACGUUAAAUUAGCCGACUUCGGUGUGGCCGGACAGCUGACCAACACGACCAGCAAACGGAACACUUUUGUCGGCACGCCGUUCUGGAUGGCACCGGAAGUCAUCAAGCAGGCCUCCUACGAUUCCAAGGCUGACAUUUGGUCGCUGGGCAUCACCGCGAUCGAGUUGGCCAAGGGAGAACCGCCGAACAGCGAGCUACAUCCCAUGAGGGUACUGUUUCUCAUACCCAAGAACAAUCCGCCCCAGCUAACCGGAAAUUAUACGAAGCAAUUCAAGGAAUUCGUCGAGGCCUGCCUGAACAAGGACCCCGAAAACAGGCCAACGGCGAAAGAACUGCUAAAGUUCCAGUUCAUCAGGAAGGCGAAGAAAAACUCGUACCUGAUCGACCUCAUAGACCGAUACAAGAAGUGGAAGUCGCAACGCAGCGAGGAAUCCGAAACGGAGAGCGAAAAUUCGGACUCGGAGGAGUCGAAGCAAGACAGCGACAUGGACGAACCAUGGAUAAUGACCGUAAAAGGACCGCACGGGAUGAAAGGUCCCGUGAUGCCUAUGCUACCGCUGGAUGAGCAGCCAACCUCGUUGACCCUCACACACACGCCGAAUCACAGAUCCACGAAUCACAAUCAGCAAACGAAGCCGCACGCGAACGGUGCCUCGAGAUCUCCGCCAAAGGAUUCCACGUUGAAUCAUUACAGGAGCGAGUCGAGGGACUCGGUACGCGAUGGCCAAGCGAAGCAUACGCCGUCCCGACCGCACGAGGCUGCGCCACCGCCGCCCGUGGACACGCGAGAGAAACGAGAGGACCGAGAUUACCGGGACUUCAAUCGGGAUUCCUCGUUGAGGGAAUUGAAGGAGAUGCGUGAUAGCAGAGAUAGCAGAGACAGGGAACGGGACAGAGAAGGGCGAGAGAGGGACAGAGAGAGGGAAAGGGAGUUCAGCGCGAAGGAGAAGAGGAACAGUAAACCAGACGUACCUGUCGUACCUAUGGUGGACCAUAGGCCCGGUGAAGACAAACAGAGAAGGAGCUCGCAGGAAUUAAAGCAUCCGCGAAGCGCAGCUCUUUCCGGUGUUGUUUUACCUCUCCUUUCCGAGCUUCAACGGAAGCAUCAAUAUUCGGCAAGAGACAAUAAUGGCGAGGGCGGAAGCGGCAUUGGCAAGAACGGAGGCGCGAUAGAAGAACUGCGCAAUGCGUUCGAGACUGCGGAACGUACUUCGCCAGGAAUGACCGAGGCCCUUAUCAGGGAACUCCUCAAGUCUUUACUUCCUGCCAAUCACUCGGAAGGUUGUCUGUUUAUGCUGAUGGAAAAAGUGAUCCUAAGGGAUACGUAGGGACGCGAGAGGGCGAGGGUUCGCAAGAGAUUGUGGUCCGAAAACAUCCUGACGUUGUAACGAUUCGUUAUUUCUCGUUUAUCAGAGUUAUUAUUCCGUACGAUGCCGGUAUGUUGUUGACGAUUACCGGAUCCGAACGUGAGAGGAGAGUAGAAGAAGAACGUCGCUGCAACGGCCCGGACAUUUUUCCCUUUCCGUCUGCAGAGACUAGUUUCGACGACAAAGCUCGAUCAAAUUGUAACUUUUAUCCGAUUAUCCCAUCUCCACAUGUCCAAUUCAAACGCGAAGUGCUCGUUAGAUAGUGAGAUGAAAUAUUAUAUAGCGACAUUUUUCCGCGUGAAAUUAACACAUUUUAAGAGCGAUAAAUAUCGACUUUUCCGUUCGAGACAAAGCAGAAGUUAGAGAUUUAUCUACUACAGUAUAAAAAGAAAAAAUAGAAAAAAAAAAAAUGAAAAAAAAAAGAAAAAAAGAAAAUUAUACCAUCCAAUUGCCCUCGCGCGAGGGUGGCAGUUACCGUUAACUCUUAAAAAGAUAUUAGUCCUCACCCCCCUCGUUAAAAGUUAGUAUUUGGAAAAAAUUAAGCGAGAUAAAAAAAAAAGAAAUGGAGCAAGAAAAAUGUAGGAGAUAGUUGAGAAAUAUUUUUGCAAAUCGUGCAACCACCCGUUCAGGAUUCUUUGUACGUUCUUCGUGUUCGGUAUCGACGCAACCAUAAAGAGCGGAUGAUAUAGCGUAGGUACAACCGUGGUUCGAUGGAUGGUGAAAGGGUAUUCGUUGAAGGGAUCUUGCCUCAUUGUAGAUACGUCCGGAACAUGCACUAUCAUCACGAUUUUACUAACCGUUCCGAAUCGCAGCGAAUCCUUCGGGCGAAUUCGCGUUCGGGAAUGGCGCUUUUAGCGGACAGUAAUUCGAAGAUAUUUAUUUUAACCGGAGAGUUCAGUCCAGACAGAGAGUUUAAGGUUAGCGGAAGAAACGAGCUGCCCUUCGAAUGAAUGCCUUCCCGUUGCUUCCCGCGUUAGUGCACGUUUCGGAUUCAGUAAAGAAAAUCGAAAGAAGGGAGUGUGGUGCCUCUAUGCCGGAGGCUUUGUAAAUAUGUAUGUAGCACGAUAAGAUAGUCUUAUUGUUCUAAUGAUCGACGUCUCUGCCAGUCGGUUGCGCAGCUCCGUAACGCGAUCCUGUUUUACCCUGAUAUUUCUAGUACUAUUUUCCGUAAUCAACGCGAAGCUGAGAGAAAAAGAGAGAGAGAGAGAGAGAGAGAGAGUGUGAGAGAGAGUGAGAGAAAACAAGGGUGAAAAAUCAUGCGUUUAUGACUGACGUCCGAAGCGUACCCGGUUCAGGAGAAAUAACGAUGUAAGCGAUAUUCGUCGAGUAGUUCAUGCGAGGUGGUAGCGCGCGAACCACGCGAAAAAUGUGCUUUCUUUUCCUCGAGCUAGAGUUCUUCCACUAGUUUCGCCCGGGUAGAGUUCUUAGUCGAGCCGUUCCACGAUCGAGCCUGAGCUGUGAUAACUUCCGCGGGACGUCGGCACUUAAUCCACGUUGUUUGUAAACUAAUGUAUUUUAUAAAGUAUAUUAUAUAGAAAAAGAAAAAGGGAGGAUGCACGAAGAGAUUCCUCGUAACGAUCGGAUAGAGAAGAGAAGUAUAACAAACGAGAGGCAGUCUUGUUACGCAGGAUGGUCGCAAACGAAACUUUCUGCGGAACGUUCGCGUGCUAUCCUGCAUCGUGGAAGAUUGAAGCGGAGAAAACGCAAGAGGGUGAUAGAGUGCGAGAGAGGGAGAGAGUGAGACAGAGCAAGAGGACGCGCGUGUGUGUGGAAAGAAGAGUGAGUAAGAGAAGAGAGAAAUGAUAUGAGAAAAAAGAAAAACCGAAAAGAAACGAAAAAAAUCUUUAGCAUUGCGCGAAGGUGGAACUAGCGUAAAGUUAUAACGAGAACAUAGUAUUAAUUACCAGGAAGUCGUGCUGAAAACGAGAGGCGACAGAGAGAGACCUAACUAUCGUAAGCCCGCAAUACAAUAUCACGUAGUUGCGUUUUAUUCCAGUCAGCGAGGCGGUCAAUGGGAGAGAGCCGUGAACUCCUACGAUUAUUAUUAUAAUAUUGCCGACGACCACGACAACCACGACAACCACGACGAUCACGACUACGACCACGACCACGACGAACGAGAUAAUUGUUAGUACACCGACACCUCUGAUCUCCGCUCUACCGCACCCCUUUUGUUCUCUCUUUUCCGACUCGUUCU